AUGGCGAGAAGAACCUCCUCCGACCCAGAGCCUCUAGACCUGGACCCAAUCUCCACCUGGCGCGCCUUGCAUGCGCUAUCCAUCUACUUCACGGUCCUCCUAAACCGGCAACUCCGCCGACGCUGGCUCCUCGAACACAAAUGCAUGAAAGACAAACCAGCCUCUGACCGCUUCUUCCCAUUUGUCUUCCUCGAAUCGAUCCCAACCCUCCCCAAGCCACGCAUUCCGUCCUCAACCAACAAUAUCAGACCCGACGACGAGAAAAACCCCUACAAUGCCGCAGCCCUAUCGACCCUAAAGGCAAAAGUCCACCUCCUGCGUGGGCGCGUCGAAAAGGGCAAAGAACUCGCGUCCGAGAUUGAGCGCCGCAUGCUCGAUCCGCUCGUCACCUUCCCGACACAUUUCUGUCAUACCUGUGUCGUUGGCGGUGAUGAGGGUGAUGUGCUUUUGACCAAGUGUGGACACAAGGUUUGUCGGACUUGUCUUGGGUUUGGGGUUGAUGGGGAGGGUCGUUAUGACUGCAGCAUUUGUUUUCUACCGGCUCAGAUUGUGCAUAGCUCGCCGUUGGGACCGCAUAGGUCGUGUUCGGAGAAUUUCUCUAGUGUUUCGCGGACGUUGUUGCCAAAGGGGGAGAAGGUCGUGCAGAGUUUGAGAAAUCCGCUUGUUAUUAUGCCCUAG
Molecule: messenger RNA, 678 nt
Organism: Penicillium atrosanguineum
Lineage: Eukaryota; Fungi; Ascomycota; Eurotiomycetes; Eurotiales; Aspergillaceae
Exons: 1
Coding region: 1-678 (225 amino acids)
Source: RefSeq, a predicted model, not a curated record